Williopsis jadinii is the source of this 545-nucleotide messenger RNA. RefSeq names its product Mdj2p (gene MDJ2). NCBI's taxonomy places the organism in Eukaryota, Fungi, Ascomycota, Saccharomycetes, Phaffomycetales, Wickerhamomycetaceae. Bases 37 to 450 code for a protein of 137 amino acids. Gene Ontology annotation, biological process: protein import into mitochondrial matrix. Gene Ontology annotation, cellular component: PAM complex, Tim23 associated import motor. Gene Ontology annotation, molecular function: ATPase activator activity. The record is from RefSeq and is a predicted model, not a curated record. The transcript has 3 exons.
GUAAACUGUGUCUUUCGGUUGAUCUCAAGAGUGCAAAUGGUUCUCCCCAUCAUCGUUGGUAUUGGCAUCACCGUGUUGGCAGUAACAGUCAAAUCUGCUAUAGUGGCAACCACAAAGCUCAGGAGAAUCCCAUUGGCGACUAUUGCGGAGCUGAAUGGUAUAACCUUGGGGACCGGACGCUUUUCCUCUUCUAUAACGCAUAACCCGCUAAGGAGCCAGUUUCUGAAGUACCCCGGAGGAUUCGGAGAGAAGAUGACUGAAAGAGAGGCAUUGGAGUUGUUCAACAUCAGCGGAGACGAUAUAAUGAACCUGAACAGAGACCUUCUCAGGAAAAGGCACAGGCAAUGUAUGAUGAAGAACCAUCCGGACCGUGGGGGUAGUCCGUAUUUGGCGAUGAAGAUCAACGAGGCCAAGGACGUCUUGGAUAAGAGCUACAUGUUCAAGAAAUGAGCGGAAUUAAAAGAUGUAUAUAGAGAUAUAUGUAUGACGACUAUGGAGAUAUAAUACCCACAUGGUUGGCUAUAAAAUAGAAGAGCACACCGAGU